Mercurialis annua (annual mercury) is the source of this 1566-nucleotide messenger RNA. RefSeq names its product AP-3 complex subunit mu. Gene Ontology annotation, cellular component: cytoplasmic vesicle; clathrin adaptor complex. Bases 159 to 1394 code for a protein of 411 amino acids. The record is from RefSeq and is a predicted model, not a curated record. The transcript is spliced from 8 exons. Gene Ontology annotation, biological process: endocytosis; intracellular protein transport. NCBI's taxonomy places the organism in Eukaryota, Viridiplantae, Streptophyta, Magnoliopsida, Malpighiales, Euphorbiaceae.
CCGUGUGGCAAUCAAAAAAUUGAAACGCAAUGUAUCGCUAAAAAAAAACACUGUACUUUUUGUUGGCUUCGUUUUUGGACUGUAACAAAGACAGUUGGAUUUGGUGUUCAUCUCCGGAGAUCAGAGUCGCAGAGGUAGCUAGAGAGUCAAAACCAAAGAUGCUACAGUGCAUAUUUUUGGUUUCAGAUUGCGGGGAGGUCAUACUAGAGAAGCAGCUCACUGGCCAUCGAGUCGACAGAUCAAUCUGUGAUUGGUUCUGGAAUCAAGAUCACUCCUUUAAGCAACAAUCGGUGAUUGCUUCGCCAACUCAUUACUUGUUUCAAAUAGUUCGUAAUGGGAUUACUUUUUUAGCCUGUACCCAAGUUGAAAUGCCACCUCUAAUGGCCAUUGAGUUCCUUUGCAGAGUGCAUACUGUUUUAUCGGAUUACCUUGAAGGGUUGAAUGAAGAUCUAAUCAAGGAUAAUUUUGUCAUUGUCUAUGAGCUUUUGGAUGAGAUGAUAGACAACGGCUUCCCUCUUACCACAGAACCUAACAUUUUGAGAGAGAUGAUAGCUCCACCAAAUAUUGUUAGCAAAAUGCUCAGUGUUGUGACGGGUAACAGCUCAAAUGUGAGUGACACGCUUCCAAGUUCGACAGCUUCAUGUGUUCCAUGGAGAACAACAGAUGUAAAAUAUGCUAGCAAUGAAGUUUAUGUUGAUCUUGUUGAAGAAAUGGAUGCAAUUGUAAACAGGGAUGGAGUCUUGGUGAAAUGUGAAGUAUAUGGUGAAGUUCAAGUGAACUCACAUAUCACAGGUGUCCCAGAUUUGACUCUUUUAUUUACAAACCCAUCUAUACUUGAUGAUGUGAGAUUUCAUCCCUGUGUCCGAUUUCGACCUUGGGAGUCCCAUCAUAUCCUGUCAUUUGUACCUCCUGACGGACUGUUUAAGCUCAUGAGUUACAGGGUUAAAAAGUUGAAAAGUGUUCCGAUAUAUGUAAAGCCACAACUAACAUCUGAUGCUGGGAAAUGCCGCAUCAAUCUGAUGGUCGGGAUAAAACAUGACCCCGGAAAGAUGAUCGACUCAAUCAAUGUGCAAUUCCAACUGCCUCCUUGCGUUUUAUCAGCUGAUCUGACUUCCAAUCAUGGAGUAGUGAAUAUCUUAUCUAAUAAGAUGUGUGUUUGGUCAAUUGAUCGAAUACCUAAAGAUAAAACUCCCGCAUUGUCUGGGUCCUUAGUGCUUGAAGCAGGAUUAGAGCGCCUUCAUGUAUUCCCCAUAUUUCAAGUAAGUUUUAGAAUUCAAGGAGUUGCUCUCUCAGGGCUGCAAAUAGAUAAAUUAGAUCUAAAGGUUGUACCUAAUCGUCUUUAUAAAGGUUUUCGAGCUUUAACACGAGCUGGACUGUUUGAAGUUAGGUCGUAGUUCAAUUUUUGUCUCUAUGUGAAUUUUCAAAUUGCUUAGAAAUGAAUGUGUUGAUUUCUUGUAUCACAAUAUGUAUGCUAGUUGAAUCUGUGAACAUGAUCGGUUAUUUUUGAGUUUACAAUCUAAAAUUGUGUACAUUCCUCAUAACAUAAUUGGAAUUAUAUUCAUGUUA